AUGAAGGUCCAGCAGAAUGCAGUCAAUGUGCUUGAGCGGACUUCCUCUUAUCUGAAGGCAGGCCUUUUGACCAAAACUCCCGCUUGGUACGAUGUAGUGGCUCGUGUCCCACCAUCGAAAAGAUUUGUUCGUGAACCCCGUAUGGUGAAUCCUGCCACUGAUGAGCCAACGUCACAGCUGCCAGAGUAUGAAGAUUUGUACGACCCUACGGUUGGAAUUCACAAGACAAGAGCUAGUCGAGCUGAUAAGAAAAGUCUGGCCAAUAAACUGUACAAAGCUCCGAAGCUGAAAUACGCAGAAGACAAACUGCGUGAGCUAUUUUACGAACAGCAUCCAUGGGAACGCUCGAGGCCGAAAAUGCUGGUAGAAAAUGCAGGAACACGGACAUACCAGUGGGAUACGUUGCAACAGUUGGGUAAGCCAUUGGAUGGUGAAAGCGUGGUCCAAAGAACACUGCAUUUGCUCAAAACGAAACAGCAACCAGAGCUCCUAGCUGCGUACGAUCAAGCCAGAUUUGAAUUUUACCGUCUAAGAAUACAGGAGGAAGUGCAGUCUCAGGUAGCUCAGGAAGAAGCAGAAAUGUUUGGGAGCGUAUUUGGACCUUCUGCCAUCGAGUUUGGGGUGCAACGCGAGCAAAAAAUUAUCGACAUUUGGAAACAGAAAGCCAUUAACCAGUCAGAACUCAUGUCAGCACGAAAUUCGAACCCGGCUGAAUCCUGGUCGAGUUCGUCAGCGCAGUCUGAAGAGGAAUCGAAAACCCAAGAGUCUCAAGAAAUUCAGCUGUGA
Molecule: messenger RNA, 786 nt
Organism: Lachancea lanzarotensis
Lineage: Eukaryota; Fungi; Ascomycota; Saccharomycetes; Saccharomycetales; Saccharomycetaceae
Gene: RSM25
Product: LALA0S03e00980g1_1
Exons: 1
Coding region: 1-786 (261 amino acids)
Cellular component (GO): mitochondrial small ribosomal subunit
Molecular function (GO): structural constituent of ribosome
Source: RefSeq, a predicted model, not a curated record